This is a messenger RNA of Acipenser ruthenus (sterlet), 2813 nucleotides long. Its product is annotated as transcriptional repressor scratch 1-like. Bases 536 to 1375 code for a protein of 279 amino acids. Gene Ontology annotation, biological process: regulation of DNA-templated transcription. Gene Ontology annotation, molecular function: DNA-binding transcription factor activity, RNA polymerase II-specific; RNA polymerase II cis-regulatory region sequence-specific DNA binding. The record is from RefSeq and is a predicted model, not a curated record. Lineage: Eukaryota; Metazoa; Chordata; Actinopteri; Acipenseriformes; Acipenseridae. The transcript has 2 exons.
ACUUCAGAAAUUCAGAACCUACAAUCGGAGAGGCUGCGGGGGAGGCUGGGAGCUGUCCAGCUAUUUUUUGUUCUAGUGGGAUUUUUUUUUUUUCCUUUUCUUUGUGUGUUAAAAAAUCAAGUCAUCUGUAAGCUUCCGCAUUACAACAGAUUGAGGGUAAAACGUACCAAAAGCGGAACAUGAAUAGAUUUAAUGUACAGUAGUUGUAAUGUGUUGCAGAAGCAACACGAGGAAUCAAACGAGAGCACCUUCAAUGCUGGAAGCUGUGCGGUGCUGAAUUACAUCGAUUGAGCGUCACGAAUAAAGGAGCUAUCCAGUGCUGAAGUUGCAUUUCUUUACAGCGGAAAGCGGCGUUGCAGCACAGCAGCCCCGUCACAGCAGUACUAAGAGCUGGUUUAUGUAUCCCGAUCUGACACUGGAAUGUCAUCGCAGCACGGCCGCAAAGCUGUAAAAUAGUCUGCAUCAACGCUGCAAGAACAGAGAGACAUUCAGUGCUGAACGAGCAUUUUUUUUUUUGUGUAGCACAAAAAAAAAAAUGCCAAGGUCUUUCCUGGUUAAAAAGGUCAAGCUCGAUGAUUUUUCAUCUCCUGAUCUCGAACGCUCCUAUGGUAAAUCGAGGACAGAUCUCAGCGUAAGACUACACGAAAAAGGAUACAUUAGCGACUACAUCACCCCGUCUGUCUACGAUGGAGAGAAUGAUAGUGCCAUUAAAGUGCCAUCUCCUGAGCCCAUAUACAGCAGUGUGCACGGAGAUUACAGAGCCCCAGAUUCAGACCAGCCAGACAGCCCCCAGUCGGAGAUCACAUCUGGUUACAUCAAUGGAGACAAUGCCGUGAGUGAAGGUUACACAGUAGAUGCCUUCUUCAUCACGGAUGGAAGGUCGAGGAGGAAAGUCAUCAGCAGCCCCAGGACCAUCCAGCGCCAUACUUGCAACGAGUGUGGAAAGACCUACGCCACGUCUUCCAACUUGAGCCGGCACAAGCAGACCCACCGCAGCAUGGACAGCAAGAUGGCCAAGAAGUGCAACACCUGCGGGAAGGUCUAUGUGUCCAUGCCGGCCAUGGCCAUGCACUUGCUGACCCAUGACCUCAAGCACAAGUGUGACAUCUGUGGCAAAGCCUUCAGCAGACCGUGGCUGCUGCAGGGUCACAUGAGGUCGCACACGGGCGAGAAGCCAUUCGGAUGUGCCCACUGCGGGAAGGCGUUCGCUGACCGCUCCAACCUUCGCGCCCACAUGCAGACUCACUCUGCUUUCAAGCACUACAAAUGCAAGAGAUGCAACAAGACCUUUGCCCUCAAGUCCUACCUAAACAAGCACUAUGAGUCCGCCUGUUUUAAGGGCGCAUUCUCGCCUUUGAGUCCACUCGAAGAUUGACUUCCAUAUUUAAGAACCUCUUCUUCUUUUUCUUCUUCUUCUUCUUUGACCUGAUAAUAGCACAUUUCUCUAUUUCUUCUUCGUCUUCUUUGACCUGAUAAUAGCACAUUUCUCUAUUUCUUCUACAAUAAUGAAAUGAAGAGGAAAAAAAACCUCCUUGGAUUUCUACGCAUGUACUUUAGAAAGACAGAAAAACUUUAGAACCUAAAAUAUCAUGUUGUUUUGCUGAAACUCAGUGAAGACAUUAAAAUGUCUCUUUUAUUUGUCAAAAAGGUCAAACCUUUUAUGAUUGGAUGAUAUUGUACUGCUGCCAGUGGCCACAAAGGGGUUAACCUUCGAGGUAAAACAUUAUUAUUUAUUCAUUUAUUUAUUUAAAGUAUUUACUACUGUUGUUUUUUAUGUAUUUAAAGUAUGUAUUACUGAUUUCUGUAAACUUUUAAUUUGCACUUUAACUUUAUUUUGCUAACCCUUCUUCAUUAAUAUGCCAAAGCAUUUGCCACUUUCUGAAUAUUUUUUUAAACUUUAUGUUAAUUCCUUUUUGACGUUGUUGCAUGCACAAAAGUAUUACAUCUAUGCCAAUUAUACAAAGCUUUUGAUUUUGCCAAAAUCUAGAUAGUAUCUGAGGGCAAUAUUUGAUAUAGGAACCUCAUAAUGAACUAUAGAGCAAUAAUGCUGUAAUGCAUGGUACUUUAUAAAUACAAAAAUAGUAUAACAGUUCAAAUAAAUCAGGUAUGGUUUAAUCCAGUAUUCGUGUUAGUCAUACAGAGAACCAAUAUCAGGGAAAAUGCCAAUGUAGUAAAAUAGAAUACAUGAUUAAAAACCCUUCUUUUCGUGUAUGGUAUGCACUGCCUGCCUCUAAUCUAAUGUAGUUUUAGGACGUAGGAUUGUGGUGCUGAUUGGUCAGCUCCAAGCAGUUGAGAUAAUUUCUGCAAACCUGCGGAACAUCCACCCAGGCAAAAAGGUUGGCACCUCCCAUCAUUUCACCCAAUAAGGAGAGGUAGGGCUAGAAUACCACGUCCAUGCAAGACCGAUCCGAGACUAUUUGCACUGUAUUCAGACAUAAACAGCACAAGUUGCCCAAGAGCAAGGUGCCUUGUUUUUAGCCACGUGGAGGUCCCACAGUUUUGUCUUUUAAAGAACUUAAUUUUAGAUUUCCAACUUUUAAAAAUAGUAGCACAAAAACCUUAUAGAUUCAGGUAGAAGGAACUUGUACUAGCUAGACCUCUGUUUUUGUACUUAGAAAAAAAGGAACAACUGUUAUUGCAAGAAGCCGUGUAAAUAAUACUUUGGAACUUAACAAGAUUUUUACAACCGUAAAGAAUCUAAUCACGUUAUGUCUGGAGAUUUUUUCUUGGGACUUUUUGAGCCAGUAUUUGAAUGAUCUAAGCACAAUGACACCAGGCAUUUUGUCGCACUUCCUAAUAAAGAAUUACAAAAA